GUGGCCGCGUUGCGUCAGCGCAAGAUGGCGGCCUCGGCAGCGCUGUUCUCGCGCCUGCGGAGCGGAGUCCGGCUCGGCGCGCGGGGUCUGUGCGCGAGGCUGGCGCCGCCGCCUCCCCGGAGCCCGGAGCAGGUUGCAGAGAUCGGCGGCCGAGGGGGCACGAAGACUCAGGGGCCACAGCAGCAGCAGCAAGGCUCAGAAGGUCCUAGCUAUGCCAAAAAAGUUGCACUCUGGCUUGCUGGUUUGCUUGGGGCUGGUGGAACCGUCUGUGUCGUCUAUAUUUUCGGAAACAAUCCUGUGGAUGAAACCGGUGCCAAGAUACCUGAUGAGUUUGACAAUGAUCCCAUUCUGGUACAGCAGUUGCGGAGGACGUACAAAUAUUUUAAAGAUUAUAGACAGAUGAUCAUUGAACCCACCAGCCCCUGCCUUCUCCCAGACCCUCUGCGAGAGCCGUACUACCAACCACCCUACACACUCGUCCUGGAGCUCACGGGAGUCCUCUUACACCCCGAGUGGUCGCUAGCCACUGGCUGGAGGUUUAAGAAGCGCCCCGGCAUUGAGACCCUGUUCCAGCAGCUCGCCCCUCUCUAUGAGAUUGUCAUCUUCACGUCCGAGACUGGCAUGACGGCCUUCCCGCUCAUUGAUAGCGUGGAUCCCCACGGCUUCAUCUCCUACCGCCUCUUCCGAGACGCCACAAGAUACAUGGACGGACACCAUGUCAAGGUGCUGUGCAGGAUGGAUUUGUGGGGACCAUGCGGGUCUUCACCUGUCUUCUCCAGAAUCUAGGGACAUAGGGAGAAA
This is a messenger RNA of Dipodomys ordii (Ord's kangaroo rat), 801 nucleotides long. RefSeq names its product translocase of inner mitochondrial membrane 50 homolog (S. cerevisiae) (gene Timm50). The record is from RefSeq and is a predicted model, not a curated record. Lineage: Eukaryota; Metazoa; Chordata; Mammalia; Rodentia; Heteromyidae. The transcript has 8 exons. Gene Ontology annotation, molecular function: phosphoprotein phosphatase activity. Bases 25 to 786 code for a protein of 253 amino acids.